AUAUGGGUGAAGAUUAUUAUCAAGAUUCUGUUAUCUUGACAUGGAAAGGGCAUGAAAUUCAACUAGAGAGAAUUAUCACUACUUGCACCACCAUUGAUUGUUCAAACAAUUACUUCCAUGGAGAGAUUCCAAGAGUGAUUGGAAACCUUCAUGCACUUCGUCUUCUCAAUCUUUCUCAUAACAAUCUAUCAGGUUGUAUCCCGUCUUUGCUUGGAAAUUCGACUGCUCUUGAAUCCUUAGACCUCUCUUCAAAUAAGCUUACUGGGAAAAUUCCAUGGCAGUUAGCAAAUUUAAGUUUUCUUCAAGUUCUAAAUUUGUCCCAAAACCAUCUUAGCGGACCCAUACCUCGAGACAACCACUUGGAUACCUUCUCAAACAAUUCAUAUGAUGGAAAUUUAGCAUUGUGUGGAUUUCCUUUGUCACAAAAAUGUGGUACUUACAAUGAGACACCACAACCACCCUCAACAUUAGAAGAUGAUGCAGAGUCUUCAAGUGGAUUCGGUUGGAAAGUGGUGUUGAUAGGGUAUGGAUGUGGAAUGGUGUUAGGGUUGACAAUGGGAUAUCUUGUGUUCUCAAUAGGAAAGCCUCAGUGGGUUAUAAGGAUGGUUGAAGGAGGAUACCCAAGAAAAGGGAGAAGGCUGAACAACAAACGUGGAGGAAGAUGAAGUUAGUGCAUGCAAGAAGUUCUGUUGGCUGAGUAUUGCUGCAAACUGGAAAACCAAUGUUCCUUUAUUUUCUUGCUGAUAAUAUGUAGUAACAUGUUUCUUUCUUGUUUUUAAUCUUAUGUUGUCUUUCAGUGCAAGCAUUCAAUUGUUAUGUUUUACUACUUCCUUAAAUAAAAUA
Messenger RNA from Pistacia vera, 843 nucleotides. RefSeq names its product receptor-like protein 9DC3. The coding region runs from base 3 to 665 and encodes 220 amino acids. Gene Ontology annotation, molecular function: protein binding. The record is from RefSeq and is a predicted model, not a curated record. Lineage: Eukaryota; Viridiplantae; Streptophyta; Magnoliopsida; Sapindales; Anacardiaceae. The transcript has a single exon.